AAAAUUGCCGGACUUAUUCGUUGAUGAAAUCAACAAAAGGAGUCUCUUUUUCAUAUGAAGCUGGAGAGGUGUAAUCGAUGAUGAAUCAUGACUCACAAAGACCAGAUGAGUGGUUUCGCCGCCGUGUGAUGACGAUGUAGUCGCAAUCCUAGUGUAUAGCUCUGGUACAAUAGAAUUCAGAGCAAAGAGUCUUUCACUGGGUGAUAAACUAACAUAUUGACAUGGACGAUAUUUUCUGCAAUAUGAUGUAACUAUCUUAUUUGUGAGUGUGCCUUGGUUUAAGACAUUCUUGAGUUCAACUUCAGUUUGAUACCCGCCAAGCUGUGAUGUUGAUGCCAACCGGGACGACGUAAUCACAAUGGACUUAUUGACACAAACCUCGGAAAUGAUGGAUACAACUUUUGACCAGUAACUGAUCAUGGGAUUUUCAUUCCCUUUCUGUUCCUUUACCUGCUGCAGGAUAUUUAACUUGGAAAUGGUGGAUACACUUUCGCAUACUAUGAUGCUGUGCUAAUCGAUUUUUGAUAUUGUCAUUGAGGUUUUGAUACAGGCCGGAUGUUCCUCAGGAGGCACAUAAUAAUUACCGGCUAACUUCUAUGCAAAAAAAAACAAGGACCAAGCCUCUCGAUAUUAAUCAAAAUGGCGUUGCAGUCUUAAAAAUGGACAUCAUAUGGAGAUAUUUCACUAGUGUAUUUUCCUGAAUUAUUUUUUUUAAUUGUCAUCUCUGCUCUGAAAUCUGUGGAUCAAAGAAUGCAACGCAAUUUCUAUGCCGUCACCACAGACAAAGGCUUUCAAAAUCAAAUGGGUCGAUGGUGCCGCACAAUGAACCCUAAUCGAGGUCAUGAUACUUUAAAAAUGGCGGGCACGGGCACCACACUGAUCAGGGACUUAACCUGUCGAGGUCUCAGUUUCCUCUAUGUGUUCGCAGUCAUUAUAUACGGUAUUGCACUACUGAUGGCACCGAUGAUAUCAAAGGAUACCGUAACAAGACUCAUUCCAAUAAUUUUUUUCUGUGUCCUGUACUCCAUAUCCAUUGUAUUUCUUGUCUACGUCCACUGCUACCUGCUAAAAAAUGUCGGAAAGCCAAUCAAAGGUCCACCAAAGCAAAUUAUCUACCCAGUGGCAGUGUACUCAGUCUCGAAUGACAUGAACCGUGAUAGCCAACCAAAGAACAUCUCAAGUGAUGAAGAUGACUCGGAAACCACGCCGGAGGCAGACGACAAACCACGUGAUGGUUACGAUCACGUCAUGUUCCAGGAACCAAGUGAUACACCGAUACCAAGGGUGACUGUGUUCCACCAUGGCGAAGCCAGUUACCCGAAUUUCUAUCUUCGUGUUGGAGCCGUCGUUUUUGGUGCGGGGACAAUGCUGUACUGUGGCCUAAACAUCGCAUCACAGGCACAUGACAUCACUUGCGGGAAUGCGAACAGCUUGCUCUAUGGCCUGCUGGUCGUCCAAACGCUCCUCUUCCUCUUCACAUUCUACCAGCUAUAUUUUGUAUUUAAACACAACAAAAUCUCGAUCAACGUGCACAAGCCGCUGUCCAGGUUUGGUCUCAUGCACAUGGUGGCUACCAACGCCUGCAACUGGUUCCUCAUCCUCCUCAUGGAGGCGGAGCAUGGAUUCGCACACGUCGACGAUGAGCACUCCACACAUACGACUGUCGCACCAGGUCACACUGAGGGCCACGCGAACACCACCGGUCCUUGUGACGAAAACGUCAUGGAGCCUAUCCUGAUGUCUCUCCAGCCCUAUCUCUUCCCUUGUAUCAUCGAAUACAGCCUCAUCAUGGCAGCAUCCGUCUAUCAGAUGGGCGAGAAUAUCGGAAUCCACGAAACGAUCUUGAGGAGGCGGGCCACGAGGCUGCAGGAGGACCCAGCUGGCCAUGCCCACAUUCCCUUGACCUGCUACAAGUCUUACCACGGACUUUUCACCGGAAUAGCUUUUCUUAUCCUGACAGCCAUUGACAUCGUAAUAUACAACGUCCUCGUCACCAAGGACCAUCUGAAAGAAACUGCAGCUAUCUUAUACUUCAGCAUGGAGUUCGCGAUACUUUGUAUUCUUCUAGUGACGACAAUCAUUGCCUGGCUCUUGAUUCAGAAUCUAGCUUUUGAUGACGAAACGCUAAAAGGUUUAGACGCCGCUCUUUUGAGAAUGUCUUUACUGGGAGUUUUGCUUUUUGAUGCGUUUUGUAUAUUGUUUGCAGUAUAUGACACUGUUAUUUACUCUGCUGUCAUGGGCGUACUUAGACCUGUGAUAAGCAGCGUCCAAUCAGCGGCGCAGACCGUGUUUAUCUUCGAUGGCGGGCACAGGUUCACCAAUACGACCGAACUCUGUAAACGGAAGCCCGGACGGGAGUUGGUCAUCUUCAUGUUGAUGCUCAAUAUGUGUCUCUGGGGAAUGUACACAUUCCAAGCAAGGACUUUGUUUAAUGACCACUCAUUCCACAGUUUGUACGACAAGCCAUCGUGGAUUAUCAUAACGCAUCUAACCAUCCCACUGAGCAUCUUUUUCCGAUUUCAUUCCACGACAUGUCUUUACGAGAUAUGGAAACACGGAUACACGAAACAGAAACAACGCUAAACGUACAGAGAUAUUUCUAAUAGAAUUCCAGUGUCUUGCAUUGUCAGUGUUCGCGAUCGUGGUGAGACUGAGAGGAUCGCCUGCGUCCGUCAAAAUGAUCCGUCAACUGAACCCGAUUAUUGGAGUAUGCACACACCGGGCCGGGCACUUCUGUGAAGGUGGCCACGUGCCUUCGCCUAUUCUGGCAAGAGAUAGAGGGAGAUACUGCGAAACAAUCUGUGAGUGGGGAACGCAAUAGCGUCUAAAUUGUUCUGGUAGCAGUCAUCUCUUAGACUCACUGAAACGCGGAAUGAAUUUCAUCGUUAAUACGAUUCUGAGUGCCAUAUUUCGAUUUUGUGCGCAGUGCUCUUUGUUGUAGUUCAACCAUCGUGUAUAUACCGUCAUCCUGAACCUCAUGGUCUACACUCCCUUUAAACGUAGCCAUCUUGAUGAGAUGCAGAAACCGUGGUGGUCAACCGGGUGGUAUACCGGGUCCGUACCUUUGGGAGUUCCAGGGUGAGGGAAUCUGCUGACCUCCAGUGUCUUUGAGUGAAAAUUGAUCACAUCAGAAAGGGAUACCCAGGAGCCUGCAAACAUGCACCAGUGGUUUGAAUUAAAUUCAGCAUCGGUUGCAUGCAUCUUUUUGUAUUUGUAAUGUAUCAUGCUUUAAUAAACAUUGUCAA
This is a messenger RNA of Lineus longissimus, 3245 nucleotides long. RefSeq names its product proton channel OtopLc-like. The transcript has 6 exons. The coding region runs from base 751 to 2583 and encodes 610 amino acids. Gene Ontology annotation, biological process: proton transmembrane transport. The record is from RefSeq and is a predicted model, not a curated record. Gene Ontology annotation, molecular function: proton channel activity. Lineage: Eukaryota; Metazoa; Nemertea; Pilidiophora; Heteronemertea; Lineidae. Gene Ontology annotation, cellular component: membrane.